GUUUGAAAAGACUCUAAUCGACUCCUUGAGUUGCGGACCUCCUCUUGAGUUCUUCCUUGAUACCGUUCGCCCUCAUGGCCCACCCUUACGAGCCCUGGUUACGGACAGCACCACCUAGUGGCAGCUCCGAGGACAUGAACAUCCCAUCCUGGUGGGACCUCCAUCGUGAUGUGCAGGCUGGGAGCUGGAUAGAUCUGCAGACGGGUCAAGGCUUGCCCUCUGUGAGUCCAGGCAGCUCUAUGGGUCUGCAGCCCUCGUUAGGACCUUACGGUUCUGACCCACAGCUGUGUGCCCUCCCCCCGGCUCAGCACGCUUCACACUCGUCCCACCUCUUCCCUCAGGACGGGUUCAAGAUGGAGCCGAUGGCGCCAGAGAUGCUUCAGCAGGAAGCCUUCUCCUUGGAGGAACCUCAGGAGAGCUCCGUGUCGGCUCGGCCCAAGCCCCAGCGCCGCUCCUCCUCUCGAGGCGGGGGCCAAGCCGUGUGCCGCUGCCCCAACUGCGUCCAUGCCGAGCAAAUGGGCCAGAGCGCUGACGACAGCAGGAGGAAGCACAUGCACAACUGCCACAUCCCCGGCUGCGGCAAAGCCUACGCCAAGACCUCCCACCUGAAGGCGCACCUGCGCUGGCACAGCGGCGACCGUCCGUUCGUCUGCAACUGGCUCUUCUGCGGCAAGCGGUUCACCCGCUCCGACGAACUACAGCGCCACCUACAGACCCACACCGGAGCCAAGAAGUUCAGCUGCGCGCUGUGCCCCAGGGUGUUCAUGCGCAACGACCACCUGGCCAAGCACAUGCGCACGCACGAGUCCCCGCCCUCUCACGGUGAGGCGAACGGAGACGGGAGGGUGGAGAAAGGCUUUGACGAAGCUACGCAGCCACAGUCUUCAUCAAACGUGUCUGACAGCACCGAGCCUCUGCUGAAGCUGAAAUGUGAGACGGAACCGACGGUGACGGAGCAGUCCGGCUAGUUGCAUCCCUUCAGAGACGCUCGCGUAGUUAGGAGUUCACGUUCUGCCGUGGAGGAGUCGUAGCUUAGAAUAGAGCGUAGAGGAAAGAUUUGGACGAACUUU
Messenger RNA from Nematolebias whitei (Rio pearlfish), 1070 nucleotides. RefSeq names its product Sp6 transcription factor (gene sp6). The record is from RefSeq and is a predicted model, not a curated record. Gene Ontology annotation, biological process: regulation of transcription by RNA polymerase II. The coding region runs from base 75 to 968 and encodes 297 amino acids. Lineage: Eukaryota; Metazoa; Chordata; Actinopteri; Cyprinodontiformes; Rivulidae. The transcript has a single exon. Gene Ontology annotation, molecular function: RNA polymerase II cis-regulatory region sequence-specific DNA binding; DNA-binding transcription factor activity, RNA polymerase II-specific.